CCAUGUCAAUCAAACAGAAUUUGCUGUUACCCAGCGUAACGCCGAUCUAAAUUCAUACAACCCCUGAUCAGUGCCCUACCUUAUUGCAGACCAAUGCAGACCUUAUUGGUCACCCCGUGCCCCUUGUAAAUCUCGACACAAGGGAGCAACACAAAUAUAUUUGUUUUUGCCCGUAUUGAAACGACUGUACAGUACAAGAAUAGGGAGUAAACCGUAUGGGUUGACAGGUCUGCUCAACAAACAAAAAAAACGGUUACAAAUGCUACCUUCAUCGAUAAAUAUUUCAAGAUGGUAACCGGUUUUCCCUCAGUUUUGCAAAAUGCGGUUACGGGGAAUACCAAAAAAAAACCUACCUAUAGAAAAAAACCAUAUACACAGAACUGAAGGUAAAAAGAACCUCUGAUCUGGCAUGGGCCGCUCGCUCCACAUUUCGUCUCGGGGAGCCGCCGCAGCCUUCGCGCCGAGCGGUGAUGUACACAGCUCCUCCUGGCGCUUGUGAGACCAUGGGGAGAUGGGGCUGCCUGGGCCUGCUGGCUUGGCUCUGUCUCCUCUACUGCACGGGCCUGUGGGUGUUCACGCGCGGCUUCCUGCUCAACCGCUCCGAGAUCGUCCGCAACAGCUCGUGCGCCGACUUUCCCGCCCCGCCUGGCCUGCCCACACCGCCGGGCGCCGCCACCCUGAACCGGAGCUGCUGGGCGGUGCCCGCGCGCUACCGCCGCGCCGUGCUGGUCGUCAUCGACGCGCUGCGCCUCGACUUCGCCACGUACGACGCGGCGAGGAGCGAGCCCAAGCCGUACGAGAACCGCCUGCCCGCGCUGCACGCCGCGCUGCAAGCGACGCCUCGGCACGCGCGCCUCUUCCGCUUCCGUGCCGACCCCCCCACCACCACGAUGCAGCGCCUCAAGGCCCUGGCUACGGGCGGACUGCCCACCUUCAUCGACGUGUCGAGCAACUUCGCGUCGGCGCGCGUGGAAGAGGACAACCUCGUCGGGCAGCUCGUCUCCGUCGGCAGGAAGCUGGUUUUCCUGGGAGAUGACACGUGGAUGGGGCUGUUCCCCACGCAUUUCCACCGAGCCUUUCCCUUCCCGUCGCUCAACGUGCGCGACCUGCACUCUGUGGACGAUGGCAUCUUGCAGCACCUCCACAGCGAGGUGGCCAAGAGCGACUGGGACGUGAUCAUCGCCCACUUCCUUGGCGUUGACCACGUUGGCCACCGCCUGGGGCCUCUACACCCGGCCAUGUCUGACAAGCUGUCGCAGAUGAAUGAGGUGCUCAGUAACCUGCUGCGAGAGCUGCCGGAGGACGCGGUGCUGCUGGUGAUGGGCGACCACGGCAUGACGGAGACGGGCGACCACGGCGGAGAGAGCGAGCGCGAGACCAGCGCCGCCCUCUUCGUCUAUAGCCCCAUCCCCGUGUUCAAGGGGGCACAGCCACGGGAGCCAAGGACCGUGUUCCAGACAGACCUGGUACCUAGCCUGGCGCUGCUGCUAGGCGUGCCCAUUCCCUACAGCAACCUGGGCCAAGUCAUCCCAGAAAUGUUUGGAGGCGAGGAUGAUGAGGAGGAGGGUGACGGCGGCCUUCCCAGGGAGGGUGAGCCCAUUCCUGCGGACAGCGAGAGUGUGGAGCGAGAGGAAUCGGACUUGGCUCAGCUGCCAAUGCAUCUGCAGGCGCUGCACCUCAAUGCACAGCAGGUGCAGCGCUUCCUCGACUCGUACGCGGUGCUGUCCGACGACCUUCCGCCGGACGGCCUGCACGCCCUGCGUCGCCGCUUCUCCGAGGCCGCGGCCGCAUACGAUUCGCUGGCGUCGUCCCCGAGCCCCGGCCUCCGUGCCACCGCCGCCACCGCGCGUGACGUCGAGGCGAGGCUGCGUCGCUACUUGAGCGGCGUGCGCAACCUGUGCGUGGCAUCGUGGGCCCGCUUCAGCGUCCCCGCCAUGUUUGCCGGCGUCGCGUUGCUGCUUUGCGCCUGCGCGGCGAGCGCCGCCCUGAGCCGGCGCUCGCCGCGGGAAGGGCUCCCUGGGGUCGUCGCCACGGCGGCGCUGGUGGGAGCGCCGGCAGGGGCGGCGGUCGCCGCCUUGACCGCGACGGCGUCCGGGAUGAAGGCCGAGUUGUGCCUGGCCGCACUGUGCGGCGCCAGCGUGGCGUCCUUGCUGGCUUUCGUCAAGGAAUGUCUGGGGACCCCGCCGACUCCGGCUCCCGCCGGUCCGCAAGAGGCCGGCGGCAAGGACUCCGGCAAGGACUCCGGCAAGGACUCCGGCGUGGGCAUGAGUGUCACGGCCGUGAUCGCGAGCGGCGGCUGCCUCGCGCUGCGCUUCUUGGCGCCGUUUUCAAACAGCUACUUGAUCCAGGAGAGCCAGGUGCUGCCCUUUCUCCUCCAGUCAGUGGCUGUGUGGUCCUUGCUGAGCUUCAAGUGGUCGGGGACUCUGACCCUGUCUCUUCCAGCCGGCGGCGCAGAAGCGUCGAAGUCCGCUCAGCAGCAGCAGACCGUAGCCGGGAGCCCUGCGCUGCGCCGCCAACAGAGCUGGUACAUAGUGGCACUGACGCUGGGUCUGCUGUGCUGCUCGCGCCUCGCCCUGACGCUGCGCGUGUGCCGUGACGAGCUCACGAGCUGCGAGCCUUCGACGCUGCUCGUGCCGCCGCCGCGGCAGCCGGGCCGCUCGCGUGCCAACGGCCUCCCGCUGGCGCUGGCCGCCGCGUCCCUCGUCGGCGCGUGGGCGUUGACGCGGGCCGCGCUCCGCCACCUGGGCAACCUGAACGAUCUGCUGUCGCCACCCACGCUGCUGGUGCGCCUGGGCCAGCCCGUGGCGCUGCUGUGCGUGUGCUGCCACUGGGCGUUGGCGCUGUUCCCCGAGCGCGGGCGCCAGGCGUCGCACGUCCCCGAGUGGGCGCAGGAGGCGUUCCCGCGCGCCGUGUACGGCGUCGUGGCGCUGGGGCUGCUGCUGCUGCUGUGGCGGCCGCUGGCCGUGUACGUGGAGCGCCGUCGGGGCAACGCCGCCGCCGCCGGUGCCGCCGCCGGUGGCCCCGGCGACGCGGUCCCGUUCGUCGACCCGCUGGGGGGGUUCGCGCACCCCGAGGAGAGGCUCAGACACGUCAUCCCACAGAUAUACAGGCACGUGUCGCGCUCGCUCGACGUCCAGCUGAGCGCGACGACGACGACGCCGGCGGCGCCAGCAGCAGCAGCAGGCGGUGCGGACGAGGGCGGCGGCGGCGACCACAGCGUGGCGGCGUUCGGCCUGGGCUCGGCGUACACCGCCACGCUGCUCGUGCUGCUCGGGUGCCUGGUUCUGCUGCUCGCCAUGCUGCACCAGCCCGGCGCCGCGCCCUCCUUUCUGCUGCUCUUCGUGCAGGCGGCGCUCAUGCUGGAGCGCCGCGCGGCCGCCGUGAGCCUGCACGCGUCGCCAGCGGGGGACGGCGCAGGGCUGCUGUGCGUGCCGCUGCCCGAAGUGGCCAUGUGGUCGCUGGCCGCCUGCCAGUUCUUCUACGCCACGGGCCACCUGCCCACCUUCCCCGCGCUGCAGUGGAACGCGGCCUUCGUCGGCUUCCACGGAGGCCACAGCGGGCACGUGCUGCCCGCCCUCCUCGUGGGCCUCAACACCUACGCGUCUCACGCGCUCUUCGCGGCCGGACUGCCGCUGCUGCUCACGUGGCCGUUUGCGCGCGAGGCCGGCGCGGCGCGGAGAAGCCCGGCGGACGAGGGCGCCACGGGGAUGGAGAUGCGACUGCACGGCCACCCCAAGCUGCUGCACGGGGCCCUGUUGCGCCUGGGCGCCACCUACCUGCUGCUCGUCGGGCUGCAGCUCACAGCAAGUGUCUGCGCUGCUGCAGUGCUUCGCCGCCACCUCAUGGUCUGGGGGAUCUUCGCUCCCAAGUUCCUGUUCGAGGCCGUGGGCUUCGUAGUGACCGGCGCGUGUCUGCUGCUCGGCGUCGCGUUUGUGCUUCGCGUGGAUGCCGCCGUCGCCGCAUUCUUCCGCCGGCUCUGCCAGGCGCUGCCGUACUAGUGGGGCAGGAGGAGGGGUGGGACGACGGUUGGCGAGCGACGACGGUCGGUGAGCGACGACGGUCGGCAGGCUUGGAACAACGACAACCGUGAGCAGUGGAGUCUGUCAAAGCGGGGAGGGAGACCGGGUGGAGAAGAGCGAUUUGAGUUUAUAUGGAGGACCCAUAACGUGCGGAAGGUCAUGGAGGUGAUGGGAGUGAGCAUUGUCUUCACGCUUUUGCAGAGCAAAUGCCAAAUCUAUGGAGAAGACCAUCGGUAGGUCUAUAGGUGUACAGUUACCUGCAAUGAAGCCCGACGUGCAAUUGCUGAAACACUGACGGUGAGCCACCGUGAACUCAAUAAUUCAACGACGCAAAUCCACCGCACAUGAGCCGAAGCCAUUCCCCUGGCUAACUCAUCGUGGCUUCGACUUCGAGUGUUGCGAUUCUUCGAGCCAUACGAAAGAAGAAGGGGAGACCCCAUACGACGUGGAACACGACCCGUCUACACGCCGGGCAGGGAACGCGCGUCGUCGCUGGUUAAGGUUCGCCUCUCUUGCCCAUCACGAGCUCGUGUGCUGAUGCUGCGGGUGUGGGUAGGUGCCAGAGUGGAGCAUCCAGCUGCGAGUGCCAACCACAGACCUCGUCUGCAACCCACAGCGAUGUGUCGCAAACACCAAUGUUGUCACAAGCACGAGCGUUUAAACACGCGGAAAGUCUCGGAGCACCGAGGCCCCCCCCCCCCCCCUUUCCAGAUUGUGAGCAGUACACCCCUUGUGCCUGGUAAGGCGUGGGAAGGAACAGACAGUGGUGAAGACGGGUCGUGUACACGACAGCUGCGGUAGUGGGAGCAGAGGGCAUCGCGGCAUCCGAUUGCCGGCUUUUCCAGGCGGUUCGUUUGCCGCGCUCGAGCCGUUUCUCCGUUGGCAACGCGCAACGUGCUAAUGUCACAAGACAUUCCUACAACCGUUUCCGGAGGCUACUCUUCGUAUCAUAACUUGACAAUGAAUAUGCAGUAUCGUUUAUUUUAUUUUUUAUAAGCAUAUGAAUUUAUAUAACAACAAAUCAGGUUUUCAUAAAUAUCUAAUUUGCAAAGAAAUAUCAAAUAUUUAUAUUUAAGGCAGACUUGUUGCUAAUUGAAGAGUGCAUUAGCCAACUGUUCAGAAGUUCAGGAGCCAACUGCACUGAAAGUUAAAGAAAAACAGCAUUGAGCUUCAUUGAUUUUCCUUCAAAGACUCCUCCUGUCAUGACCAAGGCACCGCUGACAGUGGAUUAAGGGAGAGGAGAAUUGACUCCCUGGGCUUGUAGAGACCGACCAGUGGAGAGCGCACACACAACCCACGCUGGAGAUGUUCCUAUGCAAAGCCAACGAACUGGACGGUCUGCUUAGAACGGUGACACGCAAGACCACGGGCAGCCGACGAAUAAAUACGUCUUAACCCCUUUCCACAGUUUUGACCUGGUCAACUUCUGGUUGGAAUCCCCUCCCCAAAACAACGACGCCUGCCUCGCGCCGCUCCUUUGAGAGAUGCCGUUGCGCGAAUCCAAUCUCGCAUUGCACGGCGAGGGUACCGAACACCCGAAUGGAUUGGCAGCCUUGCAGCCGUCCCAUCGUGUUCUUUGGUGAAAGACCUCGACAGGGUCCAGUGAUCGCUCUGUACAGUUUACGCCUGGUGUGGGGGAAACCUACACUCUGCGACUUUGUUUCACGUGACCAGUGGUCGCAACGUUGCACGUAUCCGUCAUUGCAAGCGUCUCGUCUUGGCCGCACCAAUUGGUUACGAGAGUUGAGGAUAUGUUUGGCCCGUGUCUAUAAUUUGUGUGCUCAGUCACUACUGUCACUGCAAGUGUCCUCUUGCAGUGACAGGUGUGUGUGGCCCGCCAAAGAUAUUUGAAUGUUUGGCCCUCUGUAAGGUAACUUGUCCACCCCUGCUCUCUGAGUGUUUUGCAUUGGGAAGAUGGAUUGUGUUGGUCUCUGACCUGUAAAGAACACAAACCUUUUGCAUGUACGUGCCAUCGAUUUUUUGUUUUAAAGAUUCGUUCCGGUGUUGUUGUUUUUUGUAAGCAAAUAUUUAUUUGAAAUUUUUCAACUUGAAAUGCAGCUCGGUCUGGGUUUUUUUUAAAGUGAGGAUUUGCCUUUAAGAUUGUCGCUACACUGCACAAGACUUGUACGGAUUAUACGUUUAUACUUGAAUUAAAUAUAUCAACAUUGGUGGUGACCCAUCUGUAUGUUCAGUGAUUACAUUUCAAUAAAAAGAUAAAUUCCCUGGUACAUGGUUGAAAUCCUCUGUAUGCGGAAGUUUUUUUGCGUGUCAUUCUCUGAAAUUCGCAUUCACGCUUUUUUUCGUGUGCGUCAGGUUUUCUUUUGAUUCUGUUCAAACGACGUACAUGUACGUCGUUGGAAUGGAACCGUAAGAAAAAAUAAAAUAACUUUCAUCAGUACAGAGGCUCUCACAAGGCCAUGCGAGAUGAUGUGGCACGAUUUGGUGGCAGCUAUCAUAGUGCAGUGGUGUCACUACGGUUGUCUGCGGUGAGUAAAAUAUCUUAAACAAUGGUGCUGCGCAUCUCUAAAUAAAAUUAACUCAACCGCUUGCGAGUUUCAGAUCCAGCGGUGAACUCGACCCCAUGCUGUAACUUGCAGACGUCUCAGGGUUAAUUGGAGGUGAAUUUGAGCUUUGUUUAAGCUCCUGCCCCUUCCUGCUUGUGCCCGCCCUUUCAUCUCGAGCCCCCUUCCUGUUUAGGCCCGCUCCUUCAGGCAUUCGUGUGGACGGAGUCUGUCGAGGUGCGUGUUUUUUUACGUGGGAUAAAUCCAGAGAAAAUCCAUACAAAUGAGCGGACAACACGCACAUUUCAUAUAACCAGCCUACUUGAUGUACUGUAUUCAAAAAGCACACCCAACUCCGCACGAAAAGUGUUUGUCGCACGAUUUCCGUGCGAGUAAACUUGCGGUGCCGUUAUCGCGACAACCCAAAAUAAAGUCCACUCCGUUCACAGCCUUGCACUCGUUUUGUUGCAGUUUAUUUACUUACGAACAUUAACGUUGCAACCACGUGAACGAUCAUCGGCUCGAGUCAACCUCUAACCUCCACAAAGCAUUUAAUGCGAAACAUUCAGCCGACCUCUGGAUGGGCACGCCGUGGCAUUGCCGACCGCCGAACAAGGAGUUUUGAGAAUGGGCCGUUAUAAUUGCGCAAACGCUAACUGCAACUACCAUACUUGUCAAAUCACCCAUAACACAAACGCGUCCGUAGUGGUGUAUCGUCACUAGAGGUCGAAGGGUCACGCUAGGUCAACGCGACAUUUUCGUUAAUAUUCUCAAACGCGCUUUUUUUUUCAUAAACCACACCCUCUUAAGUCUUCUGUGCAUAGCAGGAGUCAUGUUGCAACGAA
Petromyzon marinus (sea lamprey) is the source of this 7365-nucleotide messenger RNA. RefSeq names its product phosphatidylinositol glycan anchor biosynthesis class O (gene PIGO). Gene Ontology annotation, biological process: GPI anchor biosynthetic process. The record is from RefSeq and is a predicted model, not a curated record. NCBI's taxonomy places the organism in Eukaryota, Metazoa, Chordata, Hyperoartia, Petromyzontiformes, Petromyzontidae. Gene Ontology annotation, molecular function: mannose-ethanolamine phosphotransferase activity. Gene Ontology annotation, cellular component: endoplasmic reticulum membrane.